Nerophis lumbriciformis (worm pipefish) is the source of this 1080-nucleotide messenger RNA. The record is from RefSeq and is a predicted model, not a curated record. NCBI's taxonomy places the organism in Eukaryota, Metazoa, Chordata, Actinopteri, Syngnathiformes, Syngnathidae.
AUGGAGUUGGACUGUUACCAGCAUUAUUUUUUCGAUGAUUUUGACACAGAGGAGGAUUUCUACAAGUCUACCGCGCCGAGCGAGGGUAUUUGGAAAAAGUUCGAGCUGUUGCCCACCCCUCCCAUGUCCCCCAUUCGGACUCUACAGAGCGGGGACGGCGUGCUCUUCUCCACGGGAGACAAACUGAGCUGGUUGUCCAGAGUCGACGAAUGCGAUGGUCAAGAGCUGUUCGGCAACCUCAGCUCCAUCAUCAUCCAAGACUGUAUGUGGAGUAGUUUCUCGGCCAGCAAACAGCUGGAGAAGGUUGUCCACGGGAGGCAACCGGCUCCGCCUCAGCCGACGGGAGCCCCCCCGACUACGCAUAUCCCCGUGAGGCCGAGUAAAGCGCACUGCGUCUCGCAAAGCCUUCACCUCACCGCCUCGGCGGCGGACUGCGUCGACCCUGCAGCUGUUCUCACCUAUCCCGCGAGUAGCUGCAGGAAGACAGCCUCAUCUGGUUCCGAGUCCCGGAGCGACUCCUCCGAUGACGAAGAGGAAAUUGAUGUUGUCACCGUGGAGAGCAAACACACCCGGGCUCGACUGGCCAGUGUCCGUAAACAAGUGACCCUCACGGUGCGUGCGGACCCCUGUCCCAAGCGUUUCCAUGCCUCGGUUCACCGGCAGCAGCACAACUACGCCGCCCGCUCUCCCGACAGUGGGCCCGGCGAAGAUGAAGAUGACGAGGAGGAGGAAGAUGAUGAAGAGCUCCAAAGCGGGCAUACGUUCCCGGCGUGGAGCCGUCCGCCUUCGCCCUCCGGAAGCUCCUUGAACUCUGAUGCGGAAGACACGGACCGCAGGAAGACUCACAACUACCUGGAGAGGAAGAGGAGAAAUGACCUGAGAUCCAGGUUUUUGGCUCUACGAGAUCAGAUCCCAGGUCUGGAGUCUACAAAGACCCCGAAGGUCGCCAUCUUGACCCAUGCUACGGAAUACCUCAUGGAGCUGCACGCCAAAGAGAAACGACAACUGCAGGAGCGCAAACGCCUCAAAGCUCGACAGCAACAUCUCCUGCGCAGAAUAUCUGCAUUGAAGCGAUCUUGA